AUAUCAAAGGACGGUUCAAAGGAAGUACAGAAUUCCCAGUUGGUUUACUAAAAUGAAUAUGUCCUUUCUAUCUGAGAAGCACAAAUCCCAUUUCCCCCUCCUCCUACUCAUCUAUGUCCCUCUCACCUGUCUAUGCCAGACAACCAACGCCAGCUCAACCAUACCCACAAUGAACACCCCAACCACUUCCUCUCUAUUCUCAAAUGUUACUUCACUGAAGGGUGUGCCAGGCUGCGGCACAGGACUGCACCCCAUCUAUAGGUACCUGUGUGACCGCCGGGCAGCAUGGGGGAUUGUAUUGGAGACCUUGGCCUCUUCAGGCUUCCUGUUCAGCAUGAUUCUCCUCUUUGGCCUGCUGCUCUGGUCCCUUUGGAUCUGUAUCUCAUCCCAGCACCAACGCAGUAGUAUUGGAGGCACAGUGGCCUGCAUGUCCAUGUUCUUGUUGGCCACAGCAGGGAUCUUCGCCACCACUUUCUCCUUCAUCAUCCAUCUCACCCCUCAGACCUGCACCACCAGAAUCUUCCUCUUCAGCGUGCUGUUCUCCCUGGCCUUCUCCUGCCUGCUGGCUCGCUGCCUUGCCCUGCUGGGCUUCGCUGCUGCCCGGGGCUGGGGAGAGCCUGCCCUUGCCCUGGGUCUCUUCACUGUGCAGGUUAUCAUCUCCACAGAGUGGCUGAUCCUUGUGUUGGUUCGGGACAAGACGCCUUGCGAGUACAGCCAGGAGGAAUUUGUCAUGCUGCAGAUCUAUGUCCUGUGCCUCCUGGCUAUCAGCUUGAUCCUCUCCCUGCACUUCCUGUGCCGCUCCUGCUCCACAUACAGCUACAGCUACACAGGGCCCACCAACCAGCAGGGGAGGGUACAGGCCAUUGUCCUCUGCCUCACACUGCUGCUGUCCACCUGCAUCUGGGUGGUGUGGAUCACUAUGCUCACCAGGGGAAACCCUGAGGUGGGCCGCCGGCCACAAUGGGACGACCCACUGCUUAGCAUUGCAUUGGUGGCCAAUGGCUGGGUGUUACUGAUGGGGCACGGGUUGUCCCAGGUUGCCUUCCUCUGCAGGGGAGAAGCCAAGUCCAAGGAUAGCCCUUUGAGCUUCGCCGGCUGGACCAGCCCCAGUGCUGAUAUCCCAGGACUGGGCAGCCAGAAGGAGGGAAAAGAAAACAGAAGCUUUGAGACUGAUGGUGAGAACAGAAGAGGCAGGAGAACUGAGCCAACACUGCGGUCACCGUAUGAGUCUGGAUUCUCCAUGACAGAAAUCGACCCUGACAAAGAUUACACCAUUCCUCGCCCUCAGACCACCAACUACCGGGAACCUUAUGAUGAAUAUUAUGGACAUGACUAAAAUCCUAUUCAUUUUCUGUCUGAUGAAACUAAUACCAUAGCCAAAGCUGAGAACGACCCAACUCCUGCACUAAUCUGUACUUCAAAAUAUGAUUUUCUAUGUUUAAUAUUUUUGAGCAAAUGUAAAUAUUUCUGCGUAGUGUUAUAAGUAAUGUCAGUAGGAUGUGAAAUCCUCUGCUCCGAAGAGAAGUAAGAAAAAAAGACUCAGCAGUAUGAUUCGUCAUCGAGGCUGGAUGAGUUCAGAUAGUCUAGCUUUUUAUUAGUGGGAAAUUCACAUCACAAAUACUUAGCGGAAAUAAAUCUUUAUGAUGGUGUUUGCUAGCCUGAGAUGGUAUAUAAUAGCCCUGAGGUGAUAGAGGAGGUGUGAAACCAUCACUCUGAAGG
This is a messenger RNA of Xiphias gladius (swordfish), 1719 nucleotides long. RefSeq names its product retinoic acid-induced protein 3. Lineage: Eukaryota; Metazoa; Chordata; Actinopteri; Istiophoriformes; Xiphiidae. Gene Ontology annotation, molecular function: G protein-coupled receptor activity; protein kinase activator activity. The transcript is spliced from 3 exons. The record is from RefSeq and is a predicted model, not a curated record. Gene Ontology annotation, biological process: G protein-coupled receptor signaling pathway. Gene Ontology annotation, cellular component: plasma membrane; signaling receptor complex; intracellular membrane-bounded organelle. The coding region runs from base 53 to 1336 and encodes 427 amino acids.